Dracunculus medinensis (Guinea worm) is the source of this 597-nucleotide messenger RNA. NCBI's taxonomy places the organism in Eukaryota, Metazoa, Nematoda, Chromadorea, Rhabditida, Dracunculidae. The record is from the annotation of a GenBank genome assembly.
AUGACGGAAUUGCAAUUAAUGCUAAAUAACGUGUCAGAAACUGCAGCAAGAAUCGGACUCAGGAUCAAUGUAAAUAAAACGAAAGUAUUUUCGCCUUAUGUGGAAGAAGCUGAUAAAAUGCCUCUUUUUGUAAAUUCAUUGACGGUUGAGGAAGUGCCCGAUUUCAAAUACGUUGGGUCCCCUCUAAUAUCAAAUGCACGGGCAAAAGAUGAUAUUACAACUCGGAUCACGGCAGCUAGAAAUGCGUUCUUCCGGUUGACGAAACUUUUAUGGAAUCGUCGUGAAAUCACCAUAAAAACGAAAGUAUGCAUCUAUAUAGCCGUGAUUUGUUCAAUCUUGCAAUAUGGUUCUGAGUCAUGGCCAAUGAGAGUGGAGGAUGUUAAGUUAUCUGCCUUUGACCACUCUUGUCUAAGGUACAUAUUACGGGUUCGCCGAGUGGAUAAAAUCUCACUAUAUCGCAUCCUCCUUCGUUCAUAUACCACUUGCAUAAAUAAUGUUAUCAAUGAACGCCGCCUUCGCUGGUUAGGGCACAUUCUCCGUCGUCCACCACAGGACUUGACGCAUAUUUCGUUAUUUGCUAAACCGUGUGAUGGGUGA